GCACGAUGUGGGCUGGCGAGACGUGAGCCCGACGCCUCUCCGAUGUUGGAUAUUUGCUUGGAAAAACCUGUGGGGACGACCUUGGCUGCCCCCAAGUGCAGCUCCGGCGCUGUGACGGCUCAAGAGUUGGCAGAGGGCACCGAGGGGACCAUGAAAAUGGACAUGGAGGACGCGGACAUGACUCUGUGGACAGAGACUGAGUUUGAGGAGAAGUGCACGUACAUCGUGAAUGACCACCCCUGGGAGUCUGGCCCCGAGGGGGGAACCGCUGUGCAGGCCGAGGCGUCCUUGCCCAGGAAUCUGCUCUUCAAGUACUCCAGCAACAGCAAAGAGGUUAUUGGCGUCGUGAGUAAGGAGUACAUCCCGAAGGGCACACGAUUUGGGCCCUUAAUAGGAGAAAUCUACACCAAUGAUACAGUUCCCAAGAAUGCCAACAGGAAAUAUUUUUGGCGGAUCUAUUCCAGAGGGGAGCUCCACCACUUCAUCGACGGCUUUAAUGAGGAGAAAAGCAACUGGAUGCGCUACGUGAAUCCGGCGCACUCUGCCCGGGAGCAAAACCUGGCUGCGUGUCAGAACGGGAUGAAUGUCUACUUUUACACCAUUAAGCCUAUCCCUGCCAGCCAGGAACUCCUUGUGUGGUAUUGUCGGGACUUCGCGGGAAGGCUGCACUACCCUUAUCCUGGAGAGCUGACAGUGAUGAAUCUCACACAAACGCCAAGCAACCCAAAGCAGCCGAGCACUGAGAAUGAACUCUGCCCCAAGAGUGUCCCAAAGAGAGAGCACAGCGUGAAGGAAAUCCUCAAGCUGGACUCGAACCCCUGCAAAGGCAAGGACCUCUACCGUUCCAGCAUCUCCCCGCUCGCUUUCGAGAAGGACGCCGAGGGCUUCCGAACAAACGGGAGCCCCGACGUGCCCUUCUACCCCCGGGUGGUCUACCCGAUCCGUGCCCCUCUCCCUGAAGACUUUCUCAAAGCCUCACUGGCCUACGGGAUGGAGAGACCCACCUACAUCACUCACUCCCCCAUCCCAUCAUCCACGACGCCGAGCCCCUCGGCCGGAAGCAGCCCCGACCCAAGCCUCAAGAGCUCCAGCCCCCACAGCAGCCCGGGCAACACUGUGUCCCCGCUGGCUCCCGGCUCCCAAGACCUCCGGGACUCCUACACUUACUUGAACACACCCUACGGCGCCAGCGAAGGUUUGGGCUCCUACCCGGGCUAUGCGCCCGGCCCACACCUGCCACCAGCCUUCAUCCCCUCUUACAACGCUCACUACCCCAAGUUCCUGCUCCCGCCUUAUGGCAUGAAUUGUAACGGCCUGAGCGCCGUGAGCAACAUCAGUGGCAUCAGCAACUUCGGCCUCUUCCCGAGGCUGUACCCCGUCUACAGUAACCUCCUGGGUGGGGGGAACCUGCCGCACCCCAUGCUUGCCCCAGCGUCUCUCCCGAGCUCACUGCCCUCCGAGGGAGCCCGGGGAUUGCUGCAGCCCGAGCACCCGCGAGAGGUGCUCGUCCCGGCCCCCCACAGUGCCUUUUCCCUCACCGGGGCGGCCGCCAGCAUGAAGGACAAGACAUGCAGCCCCACCAGCGGCUCUCCAACAGCAGGCACCGCGGCCACGUCCGAACACGUGGUACAACCCAAAGCUACCUCAGCAGCCAUGGUGGCCCCGGGUGGGGGCGGGGGCGGCGGCGGCGGGGGUGGUGACGAAGCCAUGAAUCUCAUCAAGAACAAGAGGAACAUGACCGGCUACAAGACGCUGCCCUACCCACUGAAGAAGCAGAAUGGCAAGAUUAAGUACGAGUGCAACGUGUGUGCCAAGACGUUCGGGCAGCUCUCGAAUCUAAAGGUCCAUCUGAGAGUGCACAGCGGCGAACGGCCUUUCAAAUGUCAGACGUGCAACAAGGGCUUCACCCAGCUCGCCCACCUGCAGAAACACUACCUGGUGCACACGGGAGAAAAGCCACAUGAAUGCCAGGUCUGCCACAAGCGAUUUAGCAGCACCAGCAAUCUAAAGACGCACUUGCGACUGCACUCUGGGGAGAAACCUUACCAGUGCAAGGUGUGCCCUGCCAAGUUCACCCAGUUCGUGCACCUGAAGCUGCAUAAGCGCCUCCACACCCGGGAGCGGCCCCACAAGUGUGCCCAGUGCCAGAAGAGCUACAUCCAUCUCUGCAGCCUGAGGGUCCACCUGAAGGGCAACUGCCCCAUGGCCCCCGCCACCGGGCUGCCCUUGGAGGAUCUGACGCGAAUCAACGAAGAGAUCGAGAAGUUCGACAUCAGCGACAACGCGGACCGGCUCGAGGACGUGGAGGACAGCGUGGACGUGACCUCCGUGGUGGAGAAGGAAAUUCUGGCCGUGGUCAGCAAAGAGAAAGAGGAAACUGGCCUGAAAGUGUCUUUGCAAAGAAAUGUGGGGAGCGGACUCCUGUCCUCGGGGUGUGGUCUGUAUGAGUCAUCCGAGCUGACGCUCCUGAAGCUGCCUCGCACCAACCCACUACCUCUGGUACCGGUAAAGGUCAAACAAGAAACAGUGGAACCCGUGGAUCCUUAAGAUUUUCGGAGACCACGUGUCUGUCGUGUGUUGUUCUCAAGUUAGGACUGGGCGAGCCGGGGUGGCCUGCAGCCAGCGGCCUGUACAUACUUACACAAUUCUGCAGAGCGCGCCGCACGGGGCAUCCCCUCACCUCUCUGGAAUUAACGAAAGAACUCCAAAGUUACUGAAAUCUCAGGGCAUACAAAGAGGCAAAGACAAUAUAUAUAUACAUAUUAUAUAUAUAUAUAUAUAUACUUAUUUACACCCACGUCUAUAUAUUUGAACCCGUGUAUUUUGAAUAUUUGUGUGGAUACAUUUUGCAUAGCCUUCCUAUUACUAAGACUAUUGCCUAGCCAUAAUUAUUUUUUCAAUGAUUAUCCUUCAUAAUUUAUUAUACAAUUUAUCAUUCAAAAAGCAAUAAUUAAAAAAAAAAGGUUUACAAUGACUGGAAAGACUGCUUGUAAUUGGAGUAUAAAUGUUGUAUUUUUGUCCUGUGGCCAUUCUUUGUAGAUAAUUUCUGCACAGGUGUUUUUAAGUACCUAAGAUUGAGUCAAGAAAUUUGUGACUUCAGUCAGCCUUUCUCCAUAAUAAUGAUUUGACAUGAGGUCUUCAGGUCUUGGUGUUGCCAAAGUUGGACAGUUGAUGUGUUAACUGAUGGGAUUGUACCAUUUGAGCAACCUUGUAUCACGUUGGGGAUAUGUGUACAGAAUGACCCAGUGAUAACUUGAGUACAAAGAGCUAAGAAAGGGAAUGGCGUAUGUUUCGGUGGAGAGUUUAUAUUUGACGAGGAAGGAGACAGGAGGGCUUCGCCAGCCUGUCCCUCCCCGACCCCCAAGCCCUGUGACUGUGCCGCUUGGCCACGUGAUGUUACUAUCUGAAAAUGUGAAGGAGCCAAAAUGCCAUGGGUAAAUCCACUGCGAAACUCGCCCAAAGCACAGGUGGCUUUGUGUGUGAGGUCUGGGGGAGGGGGGUGUUUUGUUGUUGGUUUUUAUUUUGUUUUGAAGUCCAAACUGCACCAGUGUGGUGCUCUACCGGGAGGGACUUGACAUCCUCGGGCUCACAGCCACACUUGUAAGAGCAAACACACAGAGAAAAACGGGUAAAAGCCGGUUCAUGAGCGUUCCUAUCCCCAACGCAUCAGUUGCAUUUUUCUGUCAAACUCUGAUUCUCCUCAGUAUUUGUGUUUUUCCAUUUUAUGGUUAAUUUAAUUGAAGAUGAAAGGGCAUUGCAAAGUUGUUCAACAACAGUUACCUCAUUGAGUGUGUCCAGUAGUGCAGGAAACCAUGUCUUACCUAGUGAUUUGCUACUCUCCUAGAGGAGCCCAGUCCGUGUGCUCAGCAGAGGUGGACUGCAUGUCAUUCCGUCUCUCUCAUUCUGCCAAGCCCAAAGCCUACGUGUUGGCAUUCAAGGUGUAGCAAAGAAUGAUGUGUAUUUAUAAAUCUAUUUAUACCGCUCUACCGUGUAUAUAUAUAAUAUAUUUAUGACCACUUAAGUUGUGAGCCAAGCCAUGUAAAAGGCCCUGCUUUUCCUAAAGGCGAGAAGAAAACUCCUUUCUGAGACUGUGCUGAAUACUUGAGCGACCUCCCAGUUGCAUCACUCAUGCUUGGACACCCCCCUCCCCCUUGCCUGUUGCAGUGAGACCUGAAAACCUGGUGCCGAGGUGGGGACCACAUCCCAAACCAGGGAGAAAGGAAUAGAUCACCUUGUGGGAUUGAGGGUCAUCUAAGACAGCUUUAUUUCUGUUCUGUCACCUCCCCAUUCUGUGGUCACACCCAAGUCGCAGAAAGAAAACUCUCCCAAUUCCUUCUCCCACCACUGUCGCAUCUCUGUAGUCCUAUCCCUCUUGGCUAUGCACUGAUCCGUCACUAUGCGGUCCACUUUAUGUGUUUGUUCAGGUCACUUUGUGUCAACCUGCAGAAGUUGACAACAAUCUUGAGUAAUCCAGGGAAACCCAAAGCCUUAUUGAUCAGUCCCUGUAGCCGGCACCACUGACAAGUUAGAUGUCGGUGUUUGACAAACCAAAGCUUCACAGUGACAGUGACACCAAACGCUUUGUAUUCCCACUCCUCUUUUGCUCUCUUCCAUCCUUUUGUGCUUGCUUUAUUUGAGGAUUUUUAUAAAGUCUUCUUGCUUCUCUUAACCAUCUUAGGCCUCUUGCAUGUGAGUGUUGAGCCCACAGUCAACAGUGGUUUUACUUUCUUCCUCUACUCAAAGUUAAAACUGACCAAAGUUAUUGGCUUUUUACUUUGCUAGAACAACAACCUAUCUUAUGUUUACGUACUGGUUUACAUUGUUAUUUAUGUGCAAAUUGUCAAAAUGUAAAUUAAAUAUA
Messenger RNA from Lepus europaeus (European hare), 4861 nucleotides. It is a transcript of the gene PRDM1, whose product is annotated as PR/SET domain 1. The coding region runs from base 43 to 2547 and encodes 834 amino acids. Gene Ontology annotation, molecular function: RNA polymerase II cis-regulatory region sequence-specific DNA binding; histone deacetylase binding; DNA-binding transcription repressor activity, RNA polymerase II-specific. The transcript is spliced from 7 exons. Lineage: Eukaryota; Metazoa; Chordata; Mammalia; Lagomorpha; Leporidae. The record is from RefSeq and is a predicted model, not a curated record. Gene Ontology annotation, cellular component: nucleus; cytoplasm. Gene Ontology annotation, biological process: cell fate commitment; regulation of transcription by RNA polymerase II.